Synchiropus splendidus (mandarinfish) is the source of this 5859-nucleotide messenger RNA. RefSeq names its product TSC complex subunit 1b (gene tsc1b). Gene Ontology annotation, biological process: regulation of cell cycle; negative regulation of cell population proliferation; negative regulation of TOR signaling. NCBI's taxonomy places the organism in Eukaryota, Metazoa, Chordata, Actinopteri, Syngnathiformes, Callionymidae. Gene Ontology annotation, cellular component: TSC1-TSC2 complex. The coding region runs from base 1305 to 5099 and encodes 1264 amino acids. The record is from RefSeq and is a predicted model, not a curated record. The transcript has 22 exons.
CAUAUCCUGUCAGGAACUACAUCUUUCUGAUAAGUAUUUAUCUCAUAUUAAUUUAUUUUUGGACAUAUAGUUUUGGUUUUUGGAGGCCUCAGACCGAAAUUCCGUUGCCAUAAUAUAGUGAUAUGUUUUUGUGCAAUGACAAUAAAGAAAGUCUGAGUCUAAGUCCAAGGUUGUCUCCACCCAUUCUACACGUACUUUCCUCUUCACCUCUUAAUUUCGGUCCAUCACUCUGUAUAACUGACCCUAUACUCAUUUGUUUUUACUUACUACACCUUCAUCUUCACCAUCAACGGCCCGUCUGCCCCAAUCUCAAUUACGCACAUGUAUUCUGUCUGUCUGCCUGUCUUGCUUCAAUUAACUCAACACAACUCAUUUUUACUAUCAUGGAAGAACACUACCACAAUGACAAAAAACAAUAGCAAACAAUAACAAACAGUGCGAGGCUGAGAGCAGAUUGCUCAUUCAUUCAUUCUACACCACACUUCACCACUGUCUCUCUGCUCUCAUACAUGUACAACCCUCACUUCUCUGAGGGUCCUGACUUCCUCGUACUUCCUCUCAACGAACUCUGUCAUUGGCUUUCUCCAGAUUAAAAGAACAUAUUGCAACUCCUUCUGACCUCAGUACUUAAUUAACAUCCUCCCUUGACAUGAAAACAUACUGCUUCAUGUAUGUACAUUAUAUAGUAUUAUAUUAUAUAGUAUUAUAUUAUAUUGAAUCAUUGAAUAUUUGUAAUCCAUUCAUAUUCCAAGUAGGAUAAUAAUAGACGAUAAUGUCAAAAAAUAAAAAUAAAAAUAAUAAUCAUAAUAAUUCCUUGUCUAUUGGACUAUUGAAACAUUAUUGGGCCAUGUGCGCAUGCGCUGUUUACAUAUGGGUCACGCGAAACCGCAUCACACUAACGUCCUCCCUCCGCGAUGAAUAAAAUGGCACAAACAAUAUUUUUCGUUGCAUGUUGACAAACUGUAUUGAGCAAAGCACGGAUUAAUUUUUGUAUCCAAAUUGUUGUACAACUUUGUUUGUCAUUUCUAGUUGGAAAUGUGCAGUAAAAGCUGCUGUUGCGGCUUUAGCUGUGCUAACUUGAAGGUUUAGUUUGUAUGCAGCCUAACGGCGGAAGCAGACUGCGCUGGGAUGAGCUGUGAGGCGUCCAAGAUGGCAGCGUCCUGUGGAGUGCAGCGACUCUAGCAGGUAAACAGAGGUGCCUGGAGACCAUAUUGGUGGGUGGCCCCAGGAGUCCUCCAGGCAGGAAGGUACAGCACAGACUGAGUGUGUGAAGGAGAGGGAGACUCCUGUACAGCACUGCCACCAUGGCCAGAGAGCAGCCCAACAUGGGAGAACUCCUCCCACUUUUGGAAACCUCUGACCUCCAGCAGCUGGAAGAGAUUCGAGGCCUUAUCAACGAUCAUCUCAGUACUGAGCGAGGGUCGAUGCUUUUGAAUGGAUUGGUGGACUACUUUUUAGAAACUAACUCUGCUCAGGCCAUGCAUAUCCUCUGCUCAGUAAGAGAACCACAUGACAAGCACCUUCUGGACAAGAUGAACGACUGUAUGAGCAAACAGGCGUGUCGGCUGCCGACUCUCACCCUGCUUGGCCAUGUAAUCCGUAAGCAGCCGUCCUGGAUCCACAAGAUUGCUCGAUAUCCUCUUCUGCUGUCUCUGCUGAAAUGCUUAAAGACGGAUACAGAUGUGGUAGUGCUGAUAACUGGCGUGCUUGUGCUGAUCACUUUGCUGCCAAUGAUCCCCCAAGCUGGAAAACAACACUUAUGGGAAUAUUUUGACAUAUUUGGUCGCUUGGCGUCCUGGAACCUCAAGAAUCCUGGUCAUGUUUCAGAGGUCUACUUGAUCCACCUGCAUGCCAGCGUCUAUUCUCUCUUCCACCGCCUGUACGGCAUGUACCCAUGCAACUUUGUGUCGUACCUGCGCUCACAUUACAGCAUGAAGGAGAACAUGGACACCUUUGAGGAGGUGGUGAAGCCCAUGCUGGAACACGUCCGCAUACACCCGGAACUGGUCACAGGAACCAAGGACCAUGAACUUGACCCCACAAGAUGGAAAAGAUAUGAAAUCCAUGAUAUCGUCAUUGAAUGUGCCAAAGUCUCGCUAGACCCCAAGGAGGCCUCUUGUGAGGAAGGAUAUGCCAAUAUGCCUGAGAACUUUUACCCACCAGUGCAACUGCGACCUCAAGACUGCACCCCUAGCCCCUACACGGAACUGCACAGCAGCUAUGGAAGCUCUUCGUCAACCCCGUUCUCGACUCCCCGGCAGCCUCUUCCCCCGCCUCUGUCCUUGCCACCCUUCUCAGGGACACAGUCCACGUACCGUAGUCCACAGAACACCAGGCAUCAAAAUUCCACAGGUGAAAUCACAUCUACUAGUGGGGUUAAAGAUCCUUUGUGGAGUCCUUCUUCGUUGUGUGGCAUGGCAACACCCCCUUCAUCAAGAGGCAUGUCGCCCAACCUGGAGCACAGUGCCUCUCACCAUCCCAGUCGUAUUCAGUCUACUUCUGGAGGGAAAGGAACGCCGGCCUCCAGCACUCCAGCCACCUCCUCUCCACCGCCCACUCUAUCAGACGACUUUCCCAUAAUCUCCUUGCCAGGCAGCACAGUCCAGUCCAGCCCACCAAGAAAAGAUCGCCGGCAAGGAGAAAGUGGUAAACCUGCACUGGUGAGACAAGAGCCAGUGAAAGAUAUGGAGAAGAAUGCAGACAGAGCUGCAAAUAAAGAAUCAAACACGGGAACCGCUGAGAAUGUUUCAAUGACUUUGACUGAGCUGUCAGUCUUUAUGAAGAAACAAGAGCUGGACCUGCAGCUGAGAACGGAGAAAGAGAAGGAAGAGGCUGACAUCACAGAGGAGCUUCUAAAACUCACAGAGGAAAAGCGGGAGUUGUCUGGUCUCAGAGGCUUUGAUUGUCCAUUCUAUCACACCACUGAGACUCUGACGGGCUUCCAGGUGCUGCACAACAGCCAGCCCAGUGCUGCCAACAGGGAUAUGCACCACGCAGUAUCAACUCCUAUCAAGGGGGAGAAUGCUUCAAGUGCCAAUGCUGUUGGAAGUGAGAGAGGGGGGAAAACAGAGGACAGCAGGGGUUCAGCCAAUACCAGUCUUGAACAUUCCUGGCAGUUGGGUUUCACCCCCAUCGUCGAUCAACUCCACCGCAGCCUCUCUGUCCAUGAUGAAGAGGUGGCCAAGUUUGGGAUGUUCUCGCCAAGCCCCUGCAAUAAGACCCCCGCACAGGUGCCCUAUGAGUUGUUGUUCGACCUGGCUCUCCCGCGGGCUGCCUCACUCUUUGUGGGAAUGAAAACAAACGAGGCGGUGCAUAAAGCUGCACUGGAGAGACUCUCACACCGGGAGGAGGGGCUGGAGGACGGGGAGGAAGAAGGAGUCACGUCUGCUUCGCCACUGGAGGUGCUGGAUCGCCUUGUUCAGCAGGGCAGUGAUGUUCAUGACAAAGUCCUCAAGAGAUUGCCUUUGCCAAGCAAGUCUGCUGACUGGACACACUUCGGAGGCUCAGCCCCACUGGACGAGCUACACACGCUGCGCAGCCAGCUGCUCCUGCUGCACAACCAGCUGCUGUAUGAGCGCUACAAGAGGGAGCAGCAUGCCAUCCGCAAUCGUCGCCUCCUUAGGCGCAUCAUCAACGCUACUGCGCUGGAGGAACAGAACAACGCCAUGAAGAGCCAGCUGACUCUGCAGAGUGUAGACAUCUUAACUCUGAGGGACAGUCUGCAUGUGGAGCAGCAACGCUACCAGCAGUUGUGGGAUGACCGGGAAACGGUGGUGACAAGGUUGCACAGUCAAAUCCGUCAACUGCAGCAGGGACGAGAUGACUACUACACCAAAAACCAAGAGCUCCAGAGCAAAUUACAGGAAUGUCAAAAAAGGAUGGAUGAACUGGAGGCAGAGCUUCAGAGGGCCAAUAACAAAGUCUGUCACACUGGACAUCUUCUCAAUCAGAUGACUAUCAAGCUGAGCAACAGUGAGGCUACCCAGCAGCAGAUGAGCUUCCUGAACAAGCAGCUGCUGCUCCUGGGGGAGGCCCAUAAGCUUUCCAUGCAGGAGCUGAGCCUCGCUGGUGCCGAUAAUACCAAGGAGACAAAGAUGCUGCGCUCAUCGUAUGGGAAAGAGGUGGAUUCCCUGAGACAAAGUCUGCUAGUGCAGGGCCAGAAACUGGAGGCUGCACAGCACAGGGUUGCUGAGCUGGAAACACACCUGUCUAAGAAGGAGCACCUCAUUGCAGAGCAGAAGAAGUUCCUGGAGGACGUCAAGUGUCAAGCAAAGGUGGAGCUGCAGGCCUCAGACAGCAGGUAUCAAGCUCAAAGGAGAAUCACGCAGCUGCUGCAGACUGAACUCCUGCAGCUCUACAGUAAAGUCGAGAUGGAGGCACCAACUACCACUGCCAACAGCUCGCCAGCAGGGGGCAGAGCUGAUCCCCGUGCUCCUGCUGACUCCAGUGUGUUGCUGCCUGAUAGACCAAGUAAAGUCCAAACUGAGGAGGAGGUCGACUGCAGAAGUCCACACGGUCCUGUGCGGGACAACGGCAGCACUUCAUCGCCCAGCAAACUGAGUAAUUCUUCCAAGACUUCAGCCAACUCCAUGAACGGCAGCCAGGAGGACACUGCCCCGCCAGCGCCGCCGCUGCUGGUGGAGCCGUCCCUUUUGUGUCCCCACGUUAGCCCACUAGCACUCCUGCCCCCUUCGGAUGCCCCACUCACUGUGGGAUCUUAUCCAAGCACCAAAAGCUUCCUGGGUAUGAGGGCGCGCGAGCUUUUUCGAAACAAAAGUGAGAGUCAGUGUGAAGAAGAGCCUGUCCCCCUGGCUGGCCUUGCUCACGACUUGAAGACUGAGAUGUGUGUGGAUGUGCCCCAACCAGGUUCUGAUGCUCAAACAAAUACUAGUUCAUCUAUACCGCCGCUGCCACCUCCUCCAACCACCCAACCUAGUUUACCCUCCAAGGAUGCCCCUGAGCCUUCUCUGCAAGCCUCAAGUCAAGAAAGUCCCCGCAGGAAGAUGGGGCCCGGCAGAGGGCGGGGCCAUGCAGGAGGAGCCCGGCAGCAGCAGCUUAAAAUCAUGGACUACAACGAAGCACAUAAUGAGCAGAGUUAAGUUUGUGCUUUGGCAAAGAGUGAACUGAAGUAGGACAUUGGAGAAGUUGAAAAACGAGAGCAAUAUCAACAACUCGGAAUUCAGUGUUAAUUUGUUCCAAUCCUUUGUCAGGGCAACAGGAUUGCGAUUUCUCUUUUGGCAUAUUCCCAUCAGGAGUCAAACAUUGAAAUGGCCUGUGUGUAAUUGGGUGGAAAUUGUGUGCGGCAUUUAGUAUCUGUAUUUUAAAUGGGUUGCUUUGUUCUCGUUGAAUACACCCGUACUGUUCCGCACAUUAACAAGUGUACACAGAGGUGGGGAGGUUUUUGGUGUUGAGUGCAAUUGAAAGUGACACUUUCAAAAAAAGGAGGAGCAUUUUCUGUAUGGGUCCUGUGUGGAAUGUCCAUAGAAUCAAUAUGGUUGCAAGAACAGGCAGAACCACACUGUUCUGUGUGGUUCUGUUUCAGGUGGCAGUGAGAUGUUUUCGUACUGUAAAACAAGGGAAACAUUUUGAGAAAAUCUGAAUCAGAAAAAGCCUUUGAAGGUCACGGUUUAAACAUAACUCAUCAGAUUUUUGUUCACUGGUUGUCAUAUGAGUUGACUAUGAGGACCAAGUGUUGCAGAAGAUGCUCUGUUUUUCCUCCAGCCAAAAAUGUCAUACAUUUAGGUCAGAUAGAUGCGCAACCCUUGUUACAAAAAAAAAAAAACCAAAACUCUCAAUCCUGUUGUCCACCUGGAACUCCUGCUGUCAUCUCCUUCUGCCUCGCUAUCUAAAAAGCAUGUU